GGAGCAGAGGAAGACAUGGUGCUCUGUGAGAUGCUGGGGAGGCCAGAGUUUCCUCUGUUAUCUAAGGAAGGAGAUAUCACUAUUGGAGGAGUUUUCUACAUCCACAAUUCAAUACUGCAGCCUCCGCCCUCCUUCACAAAUGCUCCAGAACCUAUAGUAUGCUCCGGGAUAAGUAUGGGAUCAUUUCAAUUCGCCCAAACAAUGAUUUUUGCCAUCCAGGAGAUCAAUAAUAGCAGCUCUCUGCUGCCUAAUAUCUCAAUUGGUUAUAAGGUGUUUGACAAAUGUGGUUCAACACAGUCUUCAACGAGUGUGAUGAUGGGUCUAAUGAAUGGGCAGGAAAGGACUUUGGGUCAAAGCUGCUCUGGCCAGUCAUCUGUUCAUGCCAUCAUCGGACCAUCUGACUCCUCUUCAACCAUUGCAAUGCUACGAAUUGCAGGGCUUUUCCAAAUACCAAUGAUCAGUCACUUUGCCACUUGUGCUUGUCUGAGUAACAGAAAGGAGUACCCCUCCUUCUUCAGAACCAUCCCUAGUGACUACUAUCAGAGCAGAGCCUUGGCAAAACUGGUAAAGCACUUUGGCUGGACAUGGGUUGGGGCAGUUAGAAGUGACAAUGACUAUGGUAACAAUGGCAUGGAAACAUUUAUCACAGCUGCAAGGCAGGAGGGGGUCUGUAUUGAGUACUCAGAGGCCAUCUCAAGCACUGACCCCAGUGGGCAUAUUGCCAGGGUGGUCAGAGUGAUCCAAAGCGGCAGUGCAAAGGUUUUAGUUGCCUUCAUCUCCCAGGGGCUGGAAAUGCUGCUUAAGGAAGCUCUGAAGCAGAACUUAACUGGGCUGCAGUGGGUGGGCAGCGAGUCCUGGAUUACAUCAAGCUAUCUGGCCACCAAGGGGUACUCUGGAAUCCUCACAGGGUCUCUGGGCUUCACCAUCAGAAAAGCAAAGAUCCCGGGCCUGCGAGAGUUUCUUUUGCAGGUUAACCCAAGUCAAGACCCUCGUAAUAAUCUGCUGAGAGAGUUCUGGGAAGCCACAUUUGGUUGCAGUUUCCAACCCAGUCUGCAUGGUCAGGCCCAGUGCUCUGGUUCUGAGAGACUAGAGGACAUCAACAAUCUUUUCACAGAUGUGUCAGAGCUAAGGAUUUCCAACAACGUGUAUAAGGCUGUGUAUGCUGUGGCUCAUGCCAUGCACAACAUGUUGAAAUGUGGACAAAGUGGUGAAGCGGUGAAUCAGUCCUGUAUCUGGAAAGAUUUUUUAGAGCCAAAACAGAUUGUGAAACACCUCCAAGAUGUGAAUUUUACUCUUCAGUCAGGAGAAACUGUGGGUUUUGAUGAAAACGGAGACCCUGCAGCAACUUAUGAGCUGGUGAACUGGCAGAGAAACCAAGCAGGAGAUAUUGUGUUUGUGGCUGUAGGGAGCUACGAUGCCUCACUACCGAAUGGAAAGCAGUUUAUUAUGAACGGAAUAAACACAACAUGGGCUGCCGGAUCCCCAAAGAGGCCACAGUCUGUCUGCAGUGAGAGUUGUCUGCCAGGUUUCCGGCAGGCUGUGAUUAAAGGCAAACCCAUCUGCUGUUUCUCCUGCAUCGCCUGUGCAGAUGGAGAGAUCAGCAACUCCAGCAAUUCUGCCGAGUGUUUGCGGUGUCCACUGGAGUACUGGUCAAAUGAAGAUCACAGCCAGUGUGUUCCAAAGGUGAUCGAGUUCCUAUCUUAUGGAGAAACCAUGGGCGUCCUCCUCGCUGCUUUCUCGUUGUUCGGAGCAGGUUUAACACUGGUGGUGUCAUGUGUAUUCUUUCGCUUUCGUCACACACCUCUCGUCAAAGCCAGCAACUCUGAGCUGAGCUUUUUGCUGCUCUUCUCCUUGACUCUGUGUUUCCUGUGCUCUCUGACCUUCAUCGGCCGGCCCUCUGAGUGGUCCUGCAUGCUGCGACACACAGCUUUUGGCAUCACCUUUGCCCUGUGCAUGUCUUGUAUCUUGGCUAAAACCAUGGCGGUGGUGAACGCCUUUAAGGCCAAAAGGCCAGCGAACACAGUUCCUCGAUGCUCUGCUCCACUUCAGAGAACAAGCGUUCUUAGCUGUACUUUACUGCAGGUGUUAGUUUGUGUUCUGUGGUUAACUCUUGCCCCGCCAUUCCCCUACAAAAAUACAGCUCAUGCCACUGAAAGGAUUAUUCUAGAGUGUGAUUUAGGUUCACCUAUCGGGUUCUGGGCUGUGCUGGGGUAUAUAGGAUUCCUGGCUGUGCUCUGCUUCGUCUUCGCUUUUCUGGCUCGAAAGCUGCCUGAUAAUUUCAAUGAGGCUAAAUUCAUCACCUUCAGCAUGCUGAUAUUCUGUGCUGUCUGGAUCACAUUUAUCCCAGCGUAUGUCAGCUCUCCUGGGAAGUUCACUGUGGCUGUGGAGAUAUUUGCUAUUCUUGCCUCUAGCUUUGGGUUGCUCUUCUGUAUAUUUGCUCCAAAAUGUUAUAUUUUACUGUUAAAACCGGAGAGAAACACUAAAAAACAAAUGAUGGGGAGAAUCAGAUUCACUUUUAGUGAGUAUGCAGAAUAGUAACACUAAAAUGUAUGAAUGCUGUUUUAAGCUUAAUUUAUUAAAGACUAUAGAUCAUGACCUUGCAGGCCAUGAGCAGAGCACUUAGACUGGCCAUAUUUGCAGUUUUAUUUUUUUAAAUGCGAUAAACAAUUUCAGUGCAUUUCCGUUCCUGAAGCUGAAUUCUAAAUUGAAAAAUCUCAGCCAUACUGAACUAAAUACCUGAAUAAAUGCAUACAUUUAUAAUACGGGAAAGGGAAACACAGCAGCAUGCAUUAAAGCGGCAGAAGGCAUAAUAUUUUUGGCAUCAUU
Sebastes umbrosus (honeycomb rockfish) is the source of this 2826-nucleotide messenger RNA. Its product is annotated as extracellular calcium-sensing receptor-like. Gene Ontology annotation, molecular function: G protein-coupled receptor activity. The transcript is spliced from 6 exons. Lineage: Eukaryota; Metazoa; Chordata; Actinopteri; Perciformes; Sebastidae. The coding region runs from base 16 to 2535 and encodes 839 amino acids. Gene Ontology annotation, biological process: G protein-coupled receptor signaling pathway. The record is from RefSeq and is a predicted model, not a curated record. Gene Ontology annotation, cellular component: membrane.